This is a messenger RNA of Oryza sativa Japonica Group (Japanese rice), 2179 nucleotides long. Its product is annotated as rust resistance kinase Lr10. The record is from RefSeq and is a predicted model, not a curated record. NCBI's taxonomy places the organism in Eukaryota, Viridiplantae, Streptophyta, Magnoliopsida, Poales, Poaceae. Gene Ontology annotation, molecular function: ATP binding; protein kinase activity; polysaccharide binding. Gene Ontology annotation, biological process: protein phosphorylation.
CUUGCAAUAUCAACCAUGUCGUUCGUCCAUCUUGUUCUGACCUAUGCUGCAGGUGGCCGGCGGCAUCAUCGGCGCCAUGACUGCCCUCCGUUCACAUGCGGCCAUCUCAGUGACGUGUCGUUCCCGUUCCGCCGGCGAGGUGACCCGCCGGAGUGCGGUGUUCAAUCCUACGAGCUAACUUGUGCAGACGACAAGGCUACAAUUCAGAUCGACAAGGAGACAUACUCUGUAAGUGACAUCAACUAUGGUGAUUCUACCUUGUGGGUCGUCGAUGCCAGCUUCUUGGAUUCACGUAGCAGUUGCCUUCUUCCUCGCUGGAACCCCCUUCUUCGUGAUCCCAGGCUCCAGGCCAAGUCACACCACAUCAUUGAAUUGGCACCUCCAGUAGGGGUUACCUGGGCUAGCUUUGUCAAUUGUUCGCAGGAAAUAAGGAACAGCAGUUGGAUGUACAUGCCCGUCGCUUGCCUGAGCACCAGCAGAUCCUUCGUUUACGUGUUUACUGGCCAACAAUCUGCUUAUAUUCAGAACCUUGAGCCUUCCUGUGGGUACCUGGCCACGACUCCUUUGGGUGGCAGCAAGUUGAACAGCACGUCGGCGCUGCAGAAUGUAAGCUAUCAGGAUGUUGUAAAGCUAAUGAUGACUGGAUUUGCCGUUCGAUUUCCUUUCACAGUUAGUGGGUGGAACUUCAAAGAAUGCCUGGCACUGUCAAUCCGCCAGACAGGUACAGGGAGCAAGGAAAGGAUUGCGAAUAUUGCUAUCAUUGACUUCUAUUUCUGGUCGUGCUUCCUGCUUGGAGAUAGAUCACAUAAUAACCUCAUCUACACGUACAUGGUGGUCGACACAGCCCUACUGAUUUUGAAGUGGACUGCUGUACUGUGCAGAUUCGUAUUGGCCCCAUUAGCAGUAUUCAUCUUCCUUGCCCACAAGUAUUGGAGAAAUAAGAUAACAAUUGAUGCAGUAGAGAAGUUCCUCCAGAUGCAACUAACUCUCGGCCCAACAAGGUAUGCCUACACUGACCUCACUGCAAUUACAGGUCACUUCGGUGAGAAGCUUGGCCAAGGAGGCUACGGCUCGGUAUACAAAGGUGUUCUCCCAGGUUAUGUUAAUGUGGCUGUCAAGGUGCUGGAAAAUGCCAACUGCAACGGUGAAGAGUUCAUCAGUGAGGUCUCCACCAUUGGUAGGAUCCACCACGUCAAUGUAGUUCGUCUUGUUGGUUUUUGUUCAGAGGAACUGAGGAGGGCACUUGUGUACGAGUACAUGCCACGAGGAUCUCUAGACAAGUACAUUUUCUCAUCCAAGAGAAGUUUCUCAUGGGACAAACUCAAUGAGAUAGCUUUGGGUAUUGCUAGGGGGAUCAACUAUCUUCAUCAAGGUUGCGAUAUGCAGAUACUGCACUUUGACAUCAAGCCACACAACAUCCUUCUUGAUGACAACUUUGUUCCAAAGGUUGCUGAUUUCGGCCUCGCCAAACUGUACCCAAGGGACAACAGUUUUGUGCCGCUCAACGCCUUAAGGGGAACAAUAGGUUAUAUUGCUCCUGAAAUGAUAUCUCGGAGCUUUGGCGUUAUAUCAAGCAAAUCCGAUGUCUAUAGCUUUGGAAUGCUGCUGCUGGAGAUGGCUGGAGGAAGAAGGAACUCAGACAUGCAUGCAGGGAACUCAAGUCAGGCCUACUACCCGUCGUGGGUGUAUGACCGGCUAAUAGAGCAACAGGUGGGUGUUGGUGAGAUAUCUGCUGCUACUGUUGCUAACAUGCAUGAGCUUGAGAGGAAGCUGUGCAUAAUCGGGCUACAUUGCAUCCAGAUGAAGUCUCACGAUCGGCCGACGAUGAGCGAGGUCAUAGAGAUGCUUGAAGGUGGCGUUGUUGGCCUGCAGAUGCCUCCAAGACCAUUCUUCUGUGAUGAUGAGUCCAUGUCACCUAUGAUGGAUUCUUACCAAUUCUCCUCUGGGCUAACUGAAAUCUUAGAGGAGGAUGAGUGAACUUAUGCAUGUUUUGAUGCCAAAUCAGCUAGCUAGUAGCUAGCUCUUGUAGGUAGGUGGUAAAAUGCUGAAGCUGGAAAUAUUAACUGUAAACAGUGAUAUAUUUUAUUUUACACUAUUUAUUUAUGAUUUACAACCGAUAAAGGUUGUAUUUUAGAAAGUGCUACUGAAUGGUUGCUGAAAAAAAAUGCUACUUAAUCCA